AUGACUGCUAAUGAUUAUGAUUACCUUUUUAAGGUCCUUAUCAUCGGAAACUCUGGUGUCGGUAAAUCAUGCCUUCUUCUUCGUUUUGCCGAAGAUAUGUUCUCUGACAACUAUAUUUCAACAAUCGGUGUCGAUUUCAAAAUCAGGAAGAUAGAGCUUGAUGGCAAAUCUAUUAAGCUUCAAAUUUGGGAUACAGCCGGCCAGGAACGUUUCAGAACAAUUACAAAAUCAUAUUAUCGCGGCUCUAAUGGUAUCGUCGUUGUUUAUGAUAUUACCAACCGUGAUUCAUUCGAGCAGGUCCAGCACUGGAUGAGCGAAAUUGAUAACCACGCCUCUCAGGAUGUCUGCCGUCUCCUUGUCGGAAACAAGGCAGAUCUUCCAGACCGCGCUGUCAAGACAGAGGAAGGUGAAGCUCUCGCCCGCCAGUUCGGAAUCCCAUUCAUGGAGACAUCCGCUAAGGAAUCCCUUAACGUAGAAAACAUGUUCAUUACAAUGGCUACGUCUAUGAAGAAGAAGGUUGGUGGUAUGGCUGCUUCUGGUUCUUCAAACGGCGGCCAGGUUACUAUCGCCAAGGGCCAGUCUGUCAACCAAAAGUCUGGAUGCUGCUAA
This is a messenger RNA of Trichomonas vaginalis G3, 609 nucleotides long. RefSeq names its product small Rab GTPase Rab1a. The transcript is spliced from 2 exons. The record is from RefSeq and is a predicted model, not a curated record. The coding region runs from base 1 to 609 and encodes 202 amino acids. Gene Ontology annotation, biological process: protein secretion; regulation of exocytosis. Gene Ontology annotation, molecular function: GTPase activity; GTP binding. NCBI's taxonomy places the organism in Eukaryota, Parabasalia, Trichomonadida, Trichomonadidae.